Molecule: messenger RNA, 3451 nt
Organism: Amborella trichopoda
Lineage: Eukaryota; Viridiplantae; Streptophyta; Magnoliopsida; Amborellales; Amborellaceae
Source: RefSeq, a predicted model, not a curated record
ACAACACCAGAUAGAGACACGAGAGCAACAAGAAACUGAGUUUCUCUCUAACUAAAAGGGAAACAACUCAAAAUCUCCAUCAGCCCCCUACAUUGUUAGGUCAGUUUAUAGCCAAAAUCACCACAUUUCUACGUUUUUCUAAAGGGUUCGGUUUGUAUAAAGCCUAGGCUCUAAAAAAUCAAAUUAGAGCCUACUUUCAAAUAGUGUCAAGAAAUGUGGCUUCAAUAAUGCAAAAUUGAAAGCAAGAAAGAAAUUGUAAUGAUUUCUAUUUAAGGGGGUUAAUGAAGAUAUAAUACAUGGCCUUUGAGGUCCUUAUGUUAGCAUUUUGAGGUCCUUAUGUUAGUGUUUAAAAAAUACUUGUGUGCAUUUCAAAACAACAAUAUGAUUUCAUGGUUCUUUCCUAGACUGUUUUGUAGAAGAGAACGUUAUGGGUUUGAGUCCCACAUUGAAGAGGAGAGAGUUUUUUUAGUUGUAUUUAAGAGUACACAUUCUCAUGCAUUAUGCUCUUAGUAAAAAGGAAAGAAUGAUAGUGCAUUUGCCGAGCACUUAUGUGUUCGAGGGUGAGGGCAUCAAAGUGACCUCUCAAAUUAAAUAUCGAAGGGGGGCAAAUAUUGUCUUGAGACAAUGCUCCUGCAUGCCCAAAAACACAAAGAGUUCAAGCUUCUAAUUUUUCAAAGUCGUACCAUCGUUUGCCCCCAUUUCACCCACCAAUUUUUCAACGCUUUUGUGAUCCAAGAUAUCAGCCUAGAUAGAACAAAGUUCCAUUGUUGAUCUCGAGUUCCAAUUUUCAAAAGCGGUGUACUGUUGAGAAAGAUAAAGUUGAUCGGAGGUGUUAUGCCAGUAGAGCAAUUUAAAAGGAAAGAUCAAGUAAUAUUUCACAUAUAUUUAGAGAAAAGUAUAUAUCUUGUAUUCUAAAUUUGAUGAUCGGAGGUGUUAUGCCAGUAGAGCAGUUUAAAAGGAAGGAUCAACUAAUAUUUCACAUAUAUUUAGAGAAACGUAUAUAUCUUGUAUUCUAAAAUUGUAAUAUUCAAUAGGAAAGCGAAUUUAUACUUAUCGAUAACUUAGAUGUAGCCCUUUAGGGUGAAUCAUAUAAAUCACGUGUCAUUGUAGUAUUUAGGAAAAGUAUACAGAGAAAUUGUUUGCUUUUAACACAAGGAAGUCACAAUCACUCUUGUUAUUCAAAUUUCAAGUUGGGUGGUUAUGACCGUAUCAUUGACUAAACUCAAAGUUCAAAUAAAGAUUUCUCGAACUUUCUUAUAAACCCUAAGCCAUUCAAAUUGACAUCCAAUAGGUAUGAGUGAGUGUAACAUUCUUGUAAGAAAGAAAAAUGAUCUCAUAGUAUCUCCUCUCGAAAAUAAAUAAAAAUAAAUGGUCUCAUAGCAUAAAUUCUUUUUAAUUUAUUUGCCACACUUUUUCUUGUCAUUUUAUUCUCCUAUUUUUCAUGUAACCAAACAUGUACACUCUCGUGGGCGGUGUUCGAAUACUUGAAUGGGAAAGGGGACUACGACAGCUAUCUGCCCAGACGCUGAGUUUGGUAUUUUCGGUAAUGUUUCUAUUAAUUUAUUUGAGUCAGAGAGACAGUUGAGAAAAUUUAUAGGUCCAAAUUGAAUGCAUGCAACUUUAAAUACCCCCGAACCAAAAAAGCAAGCAAAGCAAAGGAUCAGUCCAAAGGAAAAUGGCAUCCAAGCCUCGUCCUUUCACGCAAUGUCCAUAGAAGACUUCAAGGUGGUUUUCCCAUCCUGUACUUGUCGUAUAAAUCUUCACGUCCCAGUUUGAGAAGCCUUCAAUUCUCUAACUCCAUGGACCUUCCAAUUCCAAAUUGGCCUGAACUCCUCCUCGCCACCAUUUGCUUCCUCUUCAUGCAUUACAUCAACCAAAGGAACAAACCCAUUGUCUCAUGGCCCCUGCUUGGCAUGCUCCCCUCCCUCGCCAUCAACGCGCACUGCAUCUUCGAGUAUCUGACCCGAGCCCUGAACCGAGCACAUGGCACCUUCUCCUUCUUGGGCCCUGCACUGACCAACUUUGAGUUCAUACUCACUUGUGACCCUAAGAACAUAAAACACAUUGUCAAGACCAACUUCUCCAACUAUGGCAAGGGCAAGGACUUCAAAGAGAUCUUCGAUGAUGUUUUCGGAGAUGGCAUCUUUGUUGCUGAGUCGGAGUCGUGGAGGAUCCAGCGCAAAAUGUCCCAUGCUCACGUUCAAUCUAAAGACUUCAGGACCUUUCUUGCAACCACAACUCAAGAUCUUACAGAUUCGGGCUUGUUGCCAUUGCUGGGCCGGGCGGCACGGCAAGGCUCACAGGUGGACUUGCAGGACUUGUUAAUCAGACUCACAUUUGAUAGCACGUGCACCUCGAUUCUAGGAAGGAAAGCCGGCUGCCUUUCCCCUGGCCUCCCUGUCAUCCCGUUCAGUAAGGCCAUCGAUGAUGGGUUAGAGGCCAUAUUUUUCCGGCACGUCGUGCCUCGCAGCUGGUGGAAGCUGAUGAAGAGACUGGAAAUCGGAUGGGAGAAGAGGAUGUUGCAUGCCCGGCACGUCAUCGAUGAAUUUGUGAAGGAACAGAUUGCGAUCACAAAAUCUGAGCUCGAAAGCAAGGGAAGCAGUGAAGAUCUGAUGACGAGUUACAUGAGUUCCAACAGGUCCCUGUCCAAUACUUUCCUGCGGGACACCAUGGUGAAUUUCCUCUUCGCCGGGAGGGACGCGUCUGGUGUGGCUCUCUCCUGGUUCUUUUGGCUAAUCUUUGAGAACCCCCACACUGAGGCCAAGAUCUUAGAAGAAUUGCGGAAUGUGCUCGGUGGGAGGACAAGCAUCCCCCUCGAAGAUCUACACCGGCUCGUGUAUCUCCACGCAGCGCUGUACGAGACAUUGAGAUUGUAUCCACCAGUUCCGAUAGAUCAAAAGGCCGCUGUGCACAACGACAUUCUUCCUGAUGGGACGAUGGUGAAGGCCGGCACAAAGAUCUUUUAUUCGAUAUAUUCAAUGGCGAGGAUGGAGUGGAUAUGGGGGAAGGACUGUAGAGAAUUUAGGCCUGAGAGAUGGAUUGGAGAAGGUGGGGAGCUGAAGCCUGACCUAGAAUUCAAGUUCAUGAGCUUCAAUGCAGGGCCAAGGAGUUGCUUAGGGCAGGACAUGGCCUUCACUCAGAUGAAGAUAGCUGUGGCCACCAUACUUGCCAAUUUCCAAGUGGUGGUGGUGGAGGGCCAAAAUGUAAGCCCUAAAACUUCAGUGAUCCUCUUAAACAAGAAUGGGCUCAAGGUCACCAUAAAGGAGAGGCCACUUCAGGCUUAGUUUGAGCACUGUAAGUUUACUACUUCGCUUCCAACUGUGUGUUGUAUGAAGCAGCAUCGCCUUGUUGCAUGUUUUGUGUGGGCAGUGUCAUUUGUAGUUUGGUGUAAUCUUUAUUAUUAUUACAUAUUUUCUAUAUUUUAAGCAAGAAAUGACCUCCCCAAUUUUUA